UGUUAACCUUAAAGCAGACGAAACAAAAAAAGCCCCUAAGUUUACAAUUUUCACUCUUUCAAGAUGGAUGGAAGCAGCGGUGGAGAUGAGUUCGCAGUGGGAUGUUUAUUAUCGAUAAAAACAACAUUUGGAGACGAAUUCGAAGGUCAAAUCAUAACCUACGAUCGCCCUUCAAACAUUCUUGUUCUUCAAGAAGGUUUGAAAUCAAACCCACAAUCACGCCGCAACAUUAGGUUACUCAAAGCUAAUUACAUCAAAGAGUUUUCCUUUUUGGGUCAAUCUGAAGACCCACUUGAUCUCAAGAAAUGUUAUCUUGAUCUUCAUUCACUCCAAUCUAAAGAAGAUGCCGCUGUCAGGCAAGCAGAGAUAGACGUUGAAAGGAUCGGGGUUGGUGUAACUGCUGAGGCUCAGAGCAUCUUUGAUGCUUUGUCGAAAACGCUACCAGUUAGGUGGGACAAGACAGUGAUAGUGGUGAUGAAUGAGGUUCGUGUUAGCAGUCCAUAUCUAGCUGAAUCUGUUACUGGUGGAACUCCUGCUGCCAAUGAGCGCGUCAGGAAAGUGCUUGAGCUUGAAAGGAGGAGGUUGCAGACCCGGGGAGGCGGUCAAUGAAUAUGGGGAUAGAAAUUACAAGGUACCAAGUGCUGAAGUGCUGAGCAUUUUGAUGUGUGUCUUUGGUCAAAGUCAAAUUGGGUCUGAGUUGACCAAAAUUUUUAACUUUUACAAAAUGACUUAUGUCUUCUCUUUCAUCCUACCUAAUGUUUAUCGAGACUAAUUUUAUUUAUCGCUAGUUUGUAGCCUUGAAUAUGCAA
Molecule: messenger RNA, 809 nt
Organism: Helianthus annuus (common sunflower)
Lineage: Eukaryota; Viridiplantae; Streptophyta; Magnoliopsida; Asterales; Asteraceae
Exons: 4
Coding region: 64-609 (181 amino acids)
Source: RefSeq, a predicted model, not a curated record